CUCGUUUUCAGCUAUCAAGCGACGUCACUUCCGGGAUGUAGGGGUGAGCAAAAUGACAGCUGGUUGUUUUCAUCAACAAGGGAAAUUCAAAGUAGACAUUAAAGUGUCAUGUGGUGAGCGCCUCCCAAGUCCUGCCUCUGCUGGCCUGCACAGACCAAAUCCUGACAACUGACCAAAGAGGCUCCAGCAUUUCUUCUGGGGACGCCUGUCAGCCCGAGCAGCCACUCUGGAGCCAUCAUCAGCACAGAAAAAGAAGAAGACGGUGAGCAGAGACAUUGGUCAAAUCAAGGGGGACGUCUCUUCAGGUAAGACACUUUCUGUCGUAACUUCUGAACUGUGACCAUGUACAGUUGGAGAUAACAGAGACUUAAAAAAAACAAAAAAACAGAUAUGACUUCUCUCAAACAGGACACCCGGUCAGACACCUAACAAAUGUGUAUCUUAUGUAUAAAAAAUAAAUAAAUUACUGCAGCAUCAAAGCAAAUAACGUGAUUCAUUCGAUGAAGAGUAACAAAUUGCUUUCAUACGUUACCACAAUUUACUGCAGCCCAUUUUUAGUCAAAUAAGAUAUUGUAACAAGAUCCUUUUAUUUUUUUAUUUCAGCAAAAACCACUACAUAAUUUAUGCUUCCCUGCAGCAGAUUCCACAGCGAGGCUCUGCCCACCGAGCGUUUUAAGACUCACAGACACUCGUCAUUUUAAUUAUAGAAACUUAAGUGAUACGUCGGGGUCAUAAGGUCCCUCGUCACGUUUUUCUUUUUUUUUUUUUCAAGUUCAGCAGAAAGAUCAGCUUUCAUGUUUCUCUCCAUCAGGCAAAUUCAGGAAGAUUUAAAUGGGACAGUGUCUCUGUGGUUUGCUGAUAAAGAGCUGAGGACACCUCCUUGUGUCCCUCCCUGCUUCCACUAUCAUUUUCUGACUCUCUUAAAAAGACACGCAGACAUUUAUCAGGCUGGACAGCUUUGAACCAUCAGCUGUUCUCUUCCUCUAAUGUGGGUGUAAAGAGUGUUUUGUUCUACUUGGAACAUAUGUUUUUGUUUGAAUGACUGAUUUGUCCAGACUAGAAGUGAGAAAAUGAAAUUGUUUAGUGAUAAAAUAUGGUCUUAAAAUUAAUUUACAACAGUGGAUUAAUUGGUAGAUGGUAGAUGAAGCUGGUUGUCAAGCAGAAAUAUGCCGGGUACGCUCUGGUUCCAGCCUCUUUGUUCUGAGGUGGAGGCUGUUCAUCGGGACGGAGCCAUGGAGCCACCGGAGUAUAAAAAUGGUCGCACCUUUGUGGAGGUGAUCAGCGAGAAGUACAGUCCAGAGAACUUCCCAUACCGCAGAGGACCCGGUAUGGGGGUGGUGGUUGUGCCCACCGUGGCUCCUCAAGGUUCCCCUAUGAAAGACCGUCUGAACCUGCCCAGUGUGCUGGUGUUGAACUGCUGUGGGAUCAGCAGGGCAGGAGACCAGGCUGAGAUCGCUGCUUUCUGUUCCCAUGUCAUGGAGCUGGACCUGUCCCAUAACAAGCUGCAGGACUGGCAUGAGAUCAGUAAAAUUGUGUCCAGCAUCCCAAACCUGGAGUUCCUGAACCUGAGCUCCAACCCUCUGGCGGGAAUGACCCUGGAGCCGCGGUGCGCCGAAGCCUUCUCCCGGGUCCGACGCCUCGUCCUCAACAACACUCAGGUGUCCUGGGACACUGUGCUGCUGCUCACUCGGGAGAUACCUGAGCUGGAGGAGUUGUUCCUGUGCCUUAAUGAGUACAGUAGUGUGAGUGCCUCCAGCGUGGCCUGCCCCACCCUGCGCCUGCUUCACAUCACCGACAACAGCCUCCAGGACUGGGCCGAAGUCCGCAAGUUUGGCCCCAUGUUCCCCAGCCUGGACACUCUGGUCAUGGCCAACAACAACUUGGCUUCCAUUCAGGACAACAAAGACAUCCUGAAACGGCUCUUCCCCAACCUCCGCAGCAUUAACCUGCAUAACUCAGGUCUAAACCGAUGGGAAGACAUCGAGAAGCUGAACUUCUUUCCCAAGUUGGAGGAGGUGCGACUGCAGGGCAUUCCCCUAUUGCAGACCUACACCAACGUGGAGCGACGCAGCCUCAUGAUAGCACAGCUUCCUGCAAUAUCACUGCUGAACGGCAGCGUUGUGUCUGAUAGUGAGAGAGAAGACGCAGAGAGGUUCUUCAUCCGUUACCACUUAGACUACCCUGAGGAGGAGCUGCCUUACAGAUAUCACAUCCUGGUAACCAAGUACGGGAAGCUGGAACCACUUGCCGAGAUUGACCUCCGACCCCGCUGCCGUGCCCAGGUGGAGGUUCACUGUGAAGAAAAAGUGGAACAGCUGAACAUCCGUUUGGACCAGACAGUAGCCGAGCUGAAGAAGCAGCUGACGACAGUGGUGCAGCUCUCCGCCAACAGCAUGAGGAUCUACUACAUCGACAAGUGUAGCGCCUUCGGUCCAGAGGAGAUGAAGUACAACACCCGGGCUCUCCACUCCUACAGCAUCCAAGACGGUGAUGAAAUACUGGUGGUACCCAAGGCCAAAUGAACAGCGGGUAUCAAACUGGCUGAUUAGAGUGACUCCUUGAUUGAUUGAUUCAUUGGAUUAUUUAUUUAUUGGUUAAAUGACAUUGCAAAAUUAUUGGAAAACGCAUACGGAACAGCAUCCGCGGCCCAGUUCUUGGAGUGGAGAAGUUAAAAGUGAGGUGAACACCAUCAGGGAGACAGUACAGUGGGCUGCUGGGAGGCUCUGGCUGGAGAAGCAGUCAGUCUGGAGAGUAUUGUGUCUUUAUUUAUUUCAGCUUUAUAUGAGGGCGUCCACCGGAGCAAAUGCACAAAUCUGUCACGGUGGAGAACAGGCCGAGAGAGCAACUCGCAGUCAGCUUGCAGCUUAAGUGGAGGGGAGGGCGCUGCUAUUACCAGCAAAGCUUUGCUGCAGAUCUAUCUCUUAGUACACGGCAUGUACCAUAGCACCUGCAUAGGCAAGUAUCCAACACCACUGGCUUGCCCACUUAUUGCAAAGGCUACCCCGAUUAGUGGUGAAGCAGUGCUGCUGGACGGAGAGGGACUGCUGUUCUCAUCUGCACUUUUACUGUAGGCAGAAUAUCAGGAAGAGCAGUGUCUGUUAAAGGAAACAUCCGGCCUAAAAUACUGCUAAAUGUAGAAGCUGGGGGGGGAACUAGCAGUUUUUGAGCCUAUUUUGUUGUGAGUUGGUGUUUUUCAAGUAUUUCUGUGGAUAAUUGGCAACAUUAGAAGAUGAUACGUCACAUUUAAAGUGUUUGGCACAAGGAGAAAGGGAUUCUUUCUAUACACAACAUCUCUUUUAAAUCUUAAUAGCAGUGGUUCUCAAACGUUUCCCCCCUUCAGAGGCUAAACAAUUUUUAUCAAUCAUUAACGAUCACCUCUUUUAGACAGAGAUCCUGGUAUAUUGUCGUUAAGAGCUCCCCUCGUUACACAGACUUUGCUUGUUUACACUGAAUCAAAGAAAGCCAUCAUAAGCCCCUGUGUGUGAUUUUAAAUAACGUGUAACACAGCGGCGUCAGCUCUCCCUUCUACACAGACGUCAAUUCAGCUCAGUGAAUACGCCACUACCGGUUUACAGGUGGAACACACACACACACACACACCCCCCCCCCCCCCCCCCCCCCCGAUAUUUAUUUCUAGUGAAAUAAAUAUAGCAUCAGCAAAAUACAUAAAUCAUAUUCGUUCAACUUAGUUUCACUCCAUAGUUUUCCCUGGUCAUCCACACAGCCUUUGUCGCCCCCACAGCUUGAGAGCCACAGCCUUAUAGACCCCCCACCCCACCCCCAUUAUGAAUAUGCAAAUAAUGUUCAUUAUAAACUGGAUACAAAAUGUCUCCAGUGUAUAUGAACUGGAGGCUUCAGGUUUCCACUUUACACUCGUAUAGGUUGCAUACUGGACCGUGAUUGGCCUCCAAGCUCGUUGUGAUGUCACAAAGUCAUCUCGUACGUACUCGUGUUAAACUGAGAUCUAAAGUGAGCUCAGAGAAAUUGUUGUUGCCCCUUCAGCUGUUGAAUAUGGAAACAGUUUUCCGGUGUCAAACUCUGCACAGUGAAGCUCAAACAUCUGAGUGAAGUAACAAUAAGUAAAACACAUUAUUGAGUCGAGCGAGACUUUAGAUAUAAAGGAAAAUGACACCACUUUAUGACAGAAUGGCUUGAGGAGUGCAGUGAUCAUUAACUGAAGAUAUCUAACACUAUAAAACAGGUUACCACACAGCAGCUGUUGUGUCAUGCUGUGUGCUGCCCCCUGCAGGUUUCAUCUGUGUCUUAGAUAAAGAUUAAGAAGUGACACACACACACACACACACACACACACACACAGGGUUCCUAAAAGACAAUCUCUAAAAGACAAUGCAUGUUUUGCAUAGGAGCAGUAUAAAUGCAUCAUGUCCACAUUUGAAAUAUUAUUGUUUAUAUUCGGACUUACUUCAGUUGAACACAUUCUGUGUGCAAGUUCUCCACUAACUUGUGUGUGUUUAUGGCCAUUUAAAUGAAAUAUGGAAACAACAUGGUUUCAGUAGUUCCCCUGGUUAUUGUUUCGGAUUAUUAUUGUGCAUUUUAAGAGGACAGCGUCCAGUUGUGCUUAAUUUUUUUCUUUCACAAGAAGUACCAUUGCUUAAUUUCUUUAAUUACUUACGUACGAUCUUGCUUUACGGACAUUUAAAUUCUUAUUUAUAAUUUUGUCAGUACAGUUUAUAAUCCAGAAUCAUACUUGAACAGAUGCUGAAUUCAUUUAUGUGCAUCUUUAAAGGGGCUUAAGACUCUAAACUUUUUUACACUUCUUGUAAAACUUGUUUUACAAGUAGUGGAGUAUCUUAUAAAAGAUACAGUUAUCUAUGCUACCCAGUUGCAUUAUGGGAAUGUAGGAACCAGUAGUUUUUUUAUUUGACCCAUACUAGAGACAAAAAGUGAGAAUAUCUUAGACUCUGCUGCUUAAACUUUGACCUUUGACCCCCAACAGUAUGGAAGUACAAUACUAAAUAGCUGGAGGGCCGAUUUAAACUGCACAUUAUUCUUCUAUUAAUCCUCCACAUUAGUGUUUUAUCUCCCACACAGAAGUGUAUUUUACAUUUCAGUCCAUUCUGCACAGAAAUACUCUCACCAAAGAUAGCUCAAGAGGAUAUUAUCGUUGUGAUGUGGAACGCAUACAGUAUGUAUUGAUUGUAAUAUGCAGCCUCCACCUUGUAUAAGAGGAGCAUUGAUGUUAGAUGUUUGGUGCUAUUGUUUUUUUUUUCCUAUAGCAAGCUACUUAGCAGAGUAAGGGACUCCUGACACAGUAUUACAGCUGAAGAAACAGCUGAUUUGCCAAGCCACAGAAUUAAGUGUUCACAUUUAGUGGCUGAUUGGAAACAAAUGUGUGUUUGAGCUGCAGCUUCAGUUCAUUCACUGUUGAUAGAAAACUCAGCUUAUUGUGCUUUGGCCUCUUUUUAACACUGUUGUUACCCUUCAAAAGUAUCAAUAUUUAAAGUAUUUAAAUGCCACAAUAUUUCCAACACUAUUAUUAUUUACUAGUGUUACACACUGCUCUACUUGAACAUUAAGGGAUGUGAUAUAAUUAGACUAGUAAGGAGUCAAUAUAAGGGUGUAGCAAUGAGGAGGUAGAAUAUUCAAACCUGUUUCCCCAGUUUAUCCCCAGUAGUGCUGAGUAAAUGUUAGUGUAGCAUGAACCACAGCCAUAGACACCAGCACAGAGAGGCAGCGGCGCAGUGCUGGGCACCGACAUCCGAGUCUGGACUGGAGUGUUGCGUUAUUGUGUCUGUGCUAAUCAGUGUGCGGUUUGUUUGAAGUGAGCACAUGCAGUAUGCAACCGUUUGCAGGGUGUGUGAUUUUAAUGGUAUGCAUGUUAUUUAUUGAUUUUAUGUGUUUGAGAGGAAAGCGGUCAUGCUGCCUGCUUAGACUUAUGGAAUAAUGCACUUGAUGGAACUUUUGUUUUACAUGAAGACAGAGGAAAAUAUUUUAAGUCUUGAUGUAAAUUUAUUGUUUACAUGUUGAAUUCAUCAAGAUUUUCUUUUCUUUUUUAGGAAUAUUAUGUCAUGAUGUUAUUUAUUGUGUCUCUUGCUUACUGCUACAAGCCAAAAAAUAUUGGCUAAGCCAUUUUACAGCCCUUAAAGCCCCUGAAAAUUUAAUUUCAGAUUUUAAGUAUUUCUCUGUAACAUUAAAAAUUGAUGAAUAAUAAAGCAACAAAGUUAAAGUUAGGGUUAAAAACAUCCGCAGUUAUUAUUUAUUAUGAGUUUAACAGCCCAAAACUCAGCUGAUCUGCUUCGUCUGGACUGUGCGAGUGUGGUUUCACAUCAGACUUGAUUGACAGUGGCAACAUAAAAAAAACCCAAAUGUCAUCACAUUAAAUUUAGUUCGAUCCAAAUAUGUGACAUCACCUUUUUCCUAGACUCACCCAGUCAAACCAAUGAGAAGAAAUCAGACAAAACAACAACCUCAUCACUCACAGUGAGAAAAUGAUUGAGAAAUAGGUUUUCAGGGCCUUUAAAGGGAAACUCCACCCUAACCCUUUAACAGCGACUGGCAAUGUACUUUUUGUUUCUUCCUUCUGUUGUGUUUUUAUUGGUUUCAAUACAGGUCAGAUAGACAACAGCAGAUCAUAUUCAGAUGUUCCCUGCUCAGCUAAACCGUCAGCAGUGAGCAUCAGGUUGAGUUUUAAAUGAAUCAAACUGUGAGGCCUUCGAGAGCCGCCUUUUAUCUAUCAGUUAACAAUCCUUCAGGGAGACUCACAUUUUGGACGCAGAGGUACAGAAGUAAUUCCACCAGCAGUAGCUUCAAUACACAAGGAUGCAGUUCAGAUUGAGUCAGAAGUGUCUGUCCCCUUGUGAAGAUUCUCAAUUUGCUGUCAUCACGACAAUCACUCAUUUUUUUCUUUUAAUUUAUACAUAAUAUAAAGAUGAAUAUCACAUUUAAAGGAAUACUUUGAAAUUUUGGAAAAUAAGCUUUUUUGGACAAGGGUUGGGAGAGAAGAUUGAUACCACUGUCAUAUUUUGCGGCCAAGUAUGAAGCUACAGCUAGGAGAUGGUUAGCUUAGCUUAUCUUAGCAUAAAGACUGAAAACAACUUGCUUGGCUCUGUCCAAAGGCAGCAAAAUAUGCUAAUGAACACGUUAUAUGUCAUUUAUUUAAUCUGUAUAAAAACUGCAGUUUAAAUUUGACAGUUUUACUCUGUGUGUUUCGGACAGAGCGGAGCUGUUUGAAGCUUUUGUGCUAAACUAAGAUAACCGGCUGCUGGCUCAUAUUUAGCAUACAGGAAAAGAGUGGUAUCAAUCUUUGUAUAUAACUCUCUUCCAGACAGUGAAUUAGUACUUUUAAAAAAGAGGGGAAAUCACUAAUUAAGUAGCCGAGGGUUGAUAACUGAGGGUUGAUUUUUCCUUUUAAAUUCAGUCAGGUAUAACCCGUCAUGUAAUUCUCUAAACCAGUGUAAUCUCUUCAUUUUAUAAGAAGCAACUGGAAAAAUGAGAAGCAGAAAAACAACCUCUCUAAUGGUGAUGAACUUACAUCAUACCUCUAAUGAAACAAUCUCUCUCUCUCUCUCACUCUGUUAGAAAAUUCAUACAUUGAAAAACUCCAUAUUUCCUAGUUUUUAUUUAAAUACUCAACACAUAACACCAGACAUCUGGCAGCUGUAGUACUGAACAUCCUGUUUGAAUGGAAACCUGUGAAUCUAAAUAGACACUGCUACUCUGGAUAUAUCCGUAAAUACACUGCUUGAGUUGUCAUCUGCCUCUAAAAGUAGUGCAUCAAGAGCUCAGGUGGAUCUUAGAAGGUUAUAUUUGUCUUUGAUUAUAGUGUUAUAGAUUUUGGUUGGACUAAAUGUGCAGGAUGCCCUAGGUUUCACCCCUGCUCAGACUUAUUCACCAGUAUUUAAGCUAAUUGGUUCACUCAACUAUAUGUAACAUUGGACUGUUCAUAAUCUGUGGCAUUUAAGGCAUAAUGUUUUUUUUGUAGUAACCUAUAUGAAGUAUUAAAAUGGAACGGAAUGAGUCAUCUUUCUUUUGUUAAUAUAUAUAUAGAGAAAGAUGCAUCACUGAAUGGUAAUAAAUGGCAGUCUCCCUC
Seriola aureovittata is the source of this 8050-nucleotide messenger RNA. RefSeq names its product tubulin-specific chaperone cofactor E-like protein. Bases 1167 to 2522 code for a protein of 451 amino acids. Lineage: Eukaryota; Metazoa; Chordata; Actinopteri; Carangiformes; Carangidae. The transcript has 11 exons. Gene Ontology annotation, biological process: protein folding. Gene Ontology annotation, molecular function: alpha-tubulin binding. The record is from RefSeq and is a predicted model, not a curated record.